UUAGCCAAUGACUGGCUGCACCUGCCUUCACUCUGCACAGAGCUUCUCCUUCACACGUUAGCUUGAGAGUUUCAGAGAGAUCUGAAAGUUUUGUUCUGUGGACAGGAUGCCUCGUCUGCAGCCAUGCUACGCUGACUUCUUCCAUGAUCCUCUGACAGAAGACGUGGAGGAGUUACUCGCUCGCUUCCAGCACACCGACUCAGUCAGGUAUCAGAUCUUUUCAGCCAUCUGGAGGGAGAUGUGUUUCUCAGACAUCUUCCUGGGUAUCAGCCGCGGGAGUGACUUGAAAAGAUUCUGCAGAGUGACUCUGGCAACAGCCGUGAAGUACUUCCUGCCUCCAUACAGCUACCAGAUACGAGUUGGAGGCUUGUAUCUGAUGUUUGCAUUUUACCACACGCAGCUCAUCGUCCCACCUGUGCAGAUCAGACUCGCUCUGAGGGAUUGGGCUCAGGUUGAGAAGUUUCUGAAAGAAUCUAUGGAUUCUGGGCAUCUUGAUGUUGUUUACAUAUAUCGAAAACUUAUUGAAACCAAAGCCAUCAACUACACCGCCAUGCCACAUUUCCUCAACUUCCAAAAGCAGAAGAAACCAACGAAGGAGCAGGUGUGUGCACAGUUUCUGGGGAGGACCACAGCUGUGCAUGAUCUCCUCUCUGCAGAGAUCCUGGAGGAGGUGACCAACACGCAGAACCUGUACGAGAAGCAGAAGGGGACCACGGCAGAGGUCAAGAGCCAGGUCAACAUGACGCAUCAAGACCAAGCUGCACAAAUGAAAGACUGCAUGACACAGUUCAUCACCUGGCAGCAGAGAGACUUUCUCACAAGAUAAAAAGAGAAGAACUUUGAAGAGGAGGAGGAGAGCGAGGAGGACGAGGAGGAAGAAAGUAGGAAGUCCAACAGCAGCAGAGCCAGGCUACUGUCCUCCAUCAAGCAGAAGAGCUACACCAACGUCCAGCAGGCGUCCAAGUCCAGGAGGCACCGACAGACGGAGACGGUGGACUCGCCAGGCUCAGGAGCAGAGCAAGUCCAGGAGCAGACCAGAGCAGGUGGGCGCUCGAAGAGACCUCCUUCUCUGCGGGCUCGGACCUGGCAGAGUCUCGGGAUGACGAAGGAGGAGAGCCAGCUCCAGACGUGGCUCCUGAGCGCCCCUGAGCAGACGGAGAGGGUGCCGGUGAAGAGGUCCCAUGCUCCUCCAAGAGCAUGAUGGGGGAGGAUGAGGGAGGACUGUCAGCUGAAUAUAAGCUUUCUGUUCUUGUUGGUUUUCUUUAAAAUACGGGAAAGGAUGCUUUAAUUUGAUAAACUGUUUCUAGAUUUCCCUUUAUUUUCCUUUUCAGUUUCUGUAAAAUUAAUGUAAUAAAUGUAUUUCAUAAUUAUCA
Messenger RNA from Notolabrus celidotus (New Zealand spotty), 1373 nucleotides. Its product is annotated as snRNA-activating protein complex subunit 1-like. Bases 107 to 826 code for a protein of 239 amino acids. Gene Ontology annotation, biological process: snRNA transcription by RNA polymerase III; snRNA transcription by RNA polymerase II. Gene Ontology annotation, molecular function: sequence-specific DNA binding. Lineage: Eukaryota; Metazoa; Chordata; Actinopteri; Labriformes; Labridae. Gene Ontology annotation, cellular component: snRNA-activating protein complex. The record is from RefSeq and is a predicted model, not a curated record. The transcript has a single exon.